This is a messenger RNA of Echinops telfairi (small Madagascar hedgehog), 3037 nucleotides long. RefSeq names its product minichromosome maintenance 10 replication initiation factor (gene MCM10). Bases 64 to 2694 code for a protein of 876 amino acids. The record is from RefSeq and is a predicted model, not a curated record. Gene Ontology annotation, molecular function: DNA replication origin binding; single-stranded DNA binding. Gene Ontology annotation, biological process: DNA replication; DNA replication initiation. Gene Ontology annotation, cellular component: replication fork protection complex; nucleus. Lineage: Eukaryota; Metazoa; Chordata; Mammalia; Afrosoricida; Tenrecidae. The transcript has 19 exons.
CAUCUCCUGGGCCCUGAUCCUCCUUUGAAGCUCCCAAUUGCAUACAGCUGGUCUCCUGGCAGCAUGGAUGGCGAGGAAGACGAUCUGUCUCUGCUAACUGCACUGCUGGAGGAGAAUGAGUCCGCCACGGGGUGUAACUCAGAAGAGGACAGGUCCUUGGCCCAGGAAGAUGCUGAACCCGACCAAUUUGAUGAGCUGUUUGAUGCUGAUGGAGAUGGUGAAUCUUACUCAGAGGAGGCUGAUGAAGGAGAAGCAGAGAGGAAUGAAGACGAGAAGGAAAACCUGGCUAUGCUCUUUGGAGACAUGGGAGAUUUGACAGAUGAAGAAGAAGUUCCUACUUCGCAAUCAACGGACAAUAGGGCUCUUCCUGCCCCUACCUCAGGUCAAGAGAAAACAAAUCAGGAACUGCAAGAGGAAUUAAGGAAGCUUCAAGAGCAAAUGAAGUCAUUGCAAGAACAGCUCAAAGUAGCAACAAUCCAACAGCCUGCAAGUCCGGCCUUUCUGCAUAAAUCCCCUGUAGCUAAGUCCCCACGCCCGUCUCUUAAGGAGAAGAAGGUUCAGAGAGUCCAGGAGUCGACGAGCUUUUCUGAAGAACUUGAUGUCCCGGUUCUCCCGAAAGCCAAGCGGGUGGCUCGGGCCCCAAAGGUGGCUCCGGCAGGGCCUCAAAGUUCAUCUUUAGGGAUGGCAAGUGCCCCAUCCCAACCACUCCAAAAUAUUCCUGGGAACAAACCUAAUGGGAUGCAGAGAGAUCAGAGCUGGAGGGCCCCAAAGAGCUCUGGGGACCAGACUCCACCCGUCUCUGUGGAAGCCUUCUCUGGCCUGAGGCUCAGGCGGCCUCGCGUAUCCUCCACAGAAAUGAACAGAAAAAUGGUUGGCCGAAAACUGAUCAGACUGUCUCAGAUCAAGGAGAAGAUGGCCCAGGAGAAACUGGAAGAAAUGGACUGGGUGACCUUUGGGGUCAUUGUAAAGAAAGUCACUCCACAGAGUUCUAACACGGGGAAAACAUUUAGCAUAUGGCGGCUGAAUGAUCUUCGGGACCUGACACGGUAUGUGUCAUUGUUCUUAUUUAGAGAAGUUCACAAAGAACUUUGGAAGACCGAACAAGGCACUGUCAUAGGAUUGCUCAAUGCUAACCCUAUGAAGCCCAAGGACGGGUCAGAAGAGGUGUGCCUAUCUAUAGAUCAUCCUCAGAAGGUCUUGAUUAUGGGUGAAGCGCUUGACCUGGGCACCUGUAAAGCGGAGAAGAAGAAUGGCCAGCCCUGCACCCAGAUGGUCAAUUUGAGGGACUGUGAGUACUGUCAGUAUCACGUCCAGACUCAGUACAGGAAGCUGAGCGCAAAGCGAGCCGACCUGCAGUCCACCUUCUCCGGAGGACGGGUUCCAAAGAAGUUCACCCGCAGAGGCGCCGGCCUGAAGGAGCGGCUCUGCCGCGACGGCUUCUACUACGGAGGCGUCUCCUCCGAGUCGUACGCGGCCUCCGUGGCAGCGGUUCUUGCUCCGAAGAAGACGAUUCAAACCACUCUGACCAACAUGGUUGUCAAGGGCUCCAACCUGAUUAUCCAGGAAACGCGACAGAAACUCGGAUUGCCGCAGAAGAGCUUGUCUUGUUCUGAGGAGUUCAGAGAGCUGAUGCACUUGCCUACCUCCGGAGCCAGGAACUUAAAACGGCACUUGGCCAAAGCCAAGACAUCAGGGGCUGCGGGGAGCCCUAACCUUGCUGCUAUUCAGUCUAUCUCGGCAUCAGCCCUCUUAAAGCAGCAGAAGCAGCACCUACUGGAGAAGAGAAAAAAGAAAUCAGAAGAAAUGCAGAAGCGAUUCCUCCAAAGCUCGAGUCAAGGAGAGUGCCCAGCUCUGCCGUCCUCUUCUCGACAGCCCACUUCUCCGCCUCCACUAACCCGAGCUGAGCUUCCCAGCCGGGAGGCCACCCAAGCCCCACAGACGCCCAAGCUUGGGCGAGGCAUCGCCGAGGGAGAGGAUAUUCUCUUCUUUGAUGAGUCGCCACCACCAAGACCAAAACUGGGUGCUUUAGCCGAAGCCAAAAAGUUAGCUGCAAUACACAAAUUAAGGACAAAAAAACAAAUUCUUACCAAGACGGACCCAAACAGCAUUAAAAGGAAGCAAAUGGACCCGGAGGAUGUCUUGGAAGUGAUGGAACGUGUAGAAAAAAGCGCCACCUUUUCUCCUCCAGCUGAGGGUGAACUAGAACCGGCCAAGAAAAAGUGGAAGGAGCAACUUGCCUACUUGGAAUCUGAAGAAUUUCAGAAAAUUCUAAAGGCCAAGUCUAAGCACACAGGCAUCCUCAAAGAGGCCGAGGCAGAGCUGCAGGAGCGCUAUUUUGAGCCACUGGUGAAAAAAGAGCAAAUGGAAGACAAGAUGAAGAACAUCAGAGAAGUGAAAUGCCGCGUGGUGACGUGCAAGACGUGUGCCUACACUCACUUCAAGCCCUUGGAGACCUGCAUCAGCGAGCAGCACGACUACCACUUUCAUGACGGCGUGAAGCGCUUCUUCAAGUGCCCCUGUGGAAACCGGAGUAUCUCGCUGGACAGGCUCCCUAAGAAGCACUGCAGUAACUGCGGCCUCUUCAAAUGGGAACGGGACGGAAUGCUAAAGGAAAAGAAAGGUCCAAAGAUAGGAGGAGAAACCCUGUUACCCAGAGGAGAAGAACAUGCCAAAUUUCUGAAUAGCCUUCAGUAAUUCUCACAUCAGCCCCUUUGCCACGCCCUCCCUUCGGGUGGCUCCAGAAAAGCUCCACGUUGCCCAUGUGCUCAUGGGUACAUUCAAAAUCAGUAUGGGUGAAGCCCCUCAGCUGCCCUUCCCCCACUGUGUUGGAUCAAAUCUGACGUUGACAUUGCAGGGAGAAAAUCAAAGUAUCAUUCCUUGUCUUGGGUUUCCCUGCCGAUGGCUACAUUAUUGCAUUCGCAGCUUUUUUUUUUCUUCUUUGGCCAAGUAGCAGAAGAUAAGCCACAAGCUGUAUUUCGGUAUCUCCAAGUUAGAAAGUGUGUAAUGCAGCAGAGUUCUCCUGAUAAAAUUCUAGGGC